Molecule: messenger RNA, 1280 nt
Organism: Aspergillus nidulans FGSC A4
Lineage: Eukaryota; Fungi; Ascomycota; Eurotiomycetes; Eurotiales; Aspergillaceae
Product: ACL4 family protein
Exons: 2
Coding region: 96-1247 (383 amino acids)
Cellular component (GO): cytoplasm; nucleus
Source: RefSeq, a predicted model, not a curated record
GCGAGAAAUACUUGAAUAUAUAAUUAUCCUUGAGGAAAGGUCAACAUCUACUGGGACAUCAUACAUAGUACGUUCUUUAUUACGACAGCCAUACCAUGGGGAAGCCCAGACCUCACAAGAAGAAAGCUUCCAAAACCCGCGAAAAGUCCGUCUUGAGCGCCGGCGGCUCGAUCUCAAAACGGAAGAUGAACGAAGAUCCUAGGAAGCUUCUCGAGCAAGCGACAAUACUUCUCCAGACCGGACAAGCCGAUGCUGCGCUUUCGAUAGCCCAGCAGGCGCUCGAGAUUGCGACCUCCAAUUCCCCCGCGCAGCUUUCAAGUUUGAAUACGAUUGCGGAGAUCUACGUUGAGUUAGGCGAGAUUGACCUCGCAAGGAAACAUUUUCUACAGGCGGUCGAGCUUGAUCCAACUGGUUCUAUCCCUGAGUCUGAGGGAGGCGGCGCUGAAAAGUUCCUUUGGCUGGCUCAAUUGAGUGAGCUUGGUGGGAAGGACAGUGUUCAAUGGUUUGAGAAAGGGGUGGGGGCUCUGAGGGGCAUCUUUCGUAGGUCGCCCCUGUUUUUUAUUGCUUUCUCCCGAGCCUCUUAUCAAGCUGACAUUUUCAGAUGGGAGGAAGACGCGGAAUCUCGCUGUGAGAACCUGAUCACGGAAGCCCUCCUAGUUCAGCCCAGCUCUCCCGAAGUCCUCCAGACGCUGGCGUCUAUUCGAAUCUCGCAAUUAAGAGAGGAUGAUGCGCGGGCAGCACUUUCAAGGAGUCUUGAGCUGUGGAAAGAUUUGCCCCCAGAAGAUCCGCAUGUCCCUGACUUCCCAACAAGAAUCAGUCUUUCUCGUCUCCUAAUGGAGGUCUCCAUGUUGCUGGAGGCGCUAGAAGUACUCGAGCGCUUGAUUUUAGAAGACGACCAGAGUGUGGAGGCAUGGUAUCUAGGAGGCUGGUGUCUCCAGCUUUUGGCCGAAAUAGGCGAAGCUCCAAGAGACCCGGAAGCCGAGUCAAAUGAGACGCCGGAGUCUAAGAGGCAUGCAUCGCUUGUGGCCAGUAGAGAGUGGCUUAAACAGAGUUUGAUGCUGUAUGAUCUUGUUCAGUACGAGGAUGAAAGGUUGAAAGAACACGCUCUCGAGCUAGUGGAGGCUAUGAACAAGGAGCUGGGGGAAGAGAUGGAAGACGACAGCAAUGUCGAAGAUGGUGAGGGUGAAGGUGAAGAGGAGUGGGAGGGGAUUGAGUCCGACAGUGAUCAUGAGAUGGCCGACUCGUAAUUGUUAAUAGAACGAAUGUCCAUAAUGAUACCA